AUUAAAGAGGUUUACCUCUACACAGAUACACGCGAAUAAUAUCAUGGCAACGCGUUUUUUUUAAAACGUUCCAUUUUUAAAAUGUGGCGCGAAAUUGUAUAUACUUUUUCAAUGUUAUGAAAUUUGGAAUGUCAAAUCGAACUGUGAUUUUGUGUUUUUAUUCAUAUAAGCAGUAAUAAGUGUUUUUAUAUAGAUAGGAUAUAAUUAUUUAUGCGUUAAUAAUGGCAGACGUAGAAACUGGCUUGCCUAGUGUAUCGAGUGUUGAAAGAAGGUGUAGUUUUCAUUUGUUUGUUAGGACCGCCUAUCAUUUGUUAUAUUUUUUGGGGCAUAAUGCAGUCUUGUGCUGGGCCAUGUACAUAUGGUAUAAAAUUGGUGACGCAUCCACGAAGCACCCAGUAAUACAGAAUCUAAAAUACUUGGCGCCUGCUUUUUUCACUAAUUGGAAUUUUACUUUCCAGACGGUAUUCCUCGGCCUGUCGCUACUGUACGAUCUGCUGGAGUGGUUUGAUAAGCACACUGGCAAUGUGGCGGUCAAGAUCAGGUACUGGCGAGAUGUCCUCUUCUGCAGUGCUGUGGUGCCUUUUACUUUGUUUGUCACUUCAAUGUUUUGGUCAGUCUACGCGAUCGACAGAGAGCUGGUGUUCCCAACUAUUUACGAUGAGGUGGUACCCUGGUGGUUCAACCACUGCGUCCACACCAAUAUAGUGGUGGUGCUUCUGCUGGAGACCCUACUCCAAGCGAGGAGGAAGCCCACCGAUGAGAAGGUGGAACAGACUAUCUAUUGGGGUGUGGCGUUCGCGUAUGCUGUUGUCUACUACACGAUCUAUUUCGCGACGCACAGAUGGUUAUACCAAGUGUUCGGCGUCAUGACCUGGUGGCAGGUCUGCAUCUACCAGAUAUUCAUCUGGGGCAUUUCCUAUGUCUUCUACUUACUCCAGUUCCCCAUCAACCGGCUGAUCCACGGCCAAGAAGAAGAGAAGAGUUUAGAGCAGAAAGAGGACACUGCGAACAGCGUGGCGCAGAAGAGUGAUACAGGUAAGGUCAUCACGGACCUCAAGGCGCCGCCAUUUUCCACAAGGUCGUGGAGCUUGAAGUUUCGCAGUUUGCGCAAUCAGUUCGAAACGUCGCGGCUGUAGGGCGGGAAACGCGGCGUUUUUCAUGAUGUGUUUAGAUAUUUCGAUAGAUGUUUUUGUGAAAGUCAAUAUUGAUGAUAUGAUUGGUGGAGUUUCUGAGAGAUCUUUCUUUACCAUUUAAAAAAAAACAACAAUAUUUUUGAAUAAUAUCAGUGUAUUAUGAAUGUAGAUUGCAGGAUAUAGUGAUUAUAAACGGCAAAAACGAUUUGGAUGUAAUUUGGUACAGAGAUAGAUUGAGAUCGGAGAAAGGACAAAGAAUAAAUAACCUCUGAUCGUUUCUAAGAAGACCUAAAGAUUUCAUCGAAUAAUAAAUCAUAAAUAAUAUCAAUAAAAAAAAUGUAGGAAAUAAAAGUUACUUGGACUUAGACAAUAAUUAAUAUUGACGUUUAAAUCAAAAAUCAUAUGUUAAAGCUUUAAUGUGAUAUCAAAAGCUUUAUAUAUUAUCACAUAGCUUUAUAUAUAUGGCAAUUUUUUAAAUAUCUAUGAAAUAAAAUAAAUAUUUUAACUAUUAUUAACGUAGCUCUUAUAAUCAAUUAUAUUUUUUGUAACAUGGGGUCACCGUGGCGUCUUAAAGCGAUGAUAAUUCAAGUGUGGGAAAGAGACAGAGCUAUAUAAGUCGUCUAGCACUGUCACCUUCCCACACCGGAAUUAAUACUGCAUUAAAACGUCACGGUUCAGAACAAUAAAUAGAUGUAUUUUAUAUGGAUAAAUGGAUGAAAAAACGCCGCGUUUUAAUCGUUAUUUAAUAAGGCUUAUGGUAAUAGAAAAUUAUAUUUGUUGUAUCAAUGAAUAAUUAUAGUAUUGGAUUGUAUAAACAGAAAUUUAUUUAUGCCCCUCUAUAUAAACAAUUCCCUUUCCUUAUACAUAAUUUAACAUUAAUUUAAAUGAAAACUUAGGUAA
Zerene cesonia (dogface butterfly) is the source of this 2033-nucleotide messenger RNA. Its product is annotated as androgen-dependent TFPI-regulating protein-like. Gene Ontology annotation, cellular component: membrane; endomembrane system. The transcript is spliced from 4 exons. The coding region runs from base 222 to 1136 and encodes 304 amino acids. The record is from RefSeq and is a predicted model, not a curated record. Lineage: Eukaryota; Metazoa; Arthropoda; Insecta; Lepidoptera; Pieridae.